Molecule: messenger RNA, 2232 nt
Organism: Lolium perenne
Lineage: Eukaryota; Viridiplantae; Streptophyta; Magnoliopsida; Poales; Poaceae
Source: RefSeq, a predicted model, not a curated record
AUGGUCCGGACUGCAGUUCAUUGGUUCGACCCUUUAACCGUUUUGCAGCAGAGCCAAGUUCAAAUCUUGAGUUCAGAGAUGUUUCACUUCAUGCGUGAGAUCAUCCGAAGUCAACAGCAGUACCUAGCUCCUUUGACGGGCCUCGGCCCAUUUCCCGGCGAAGUCCUUUGCUCCGCGCAUCCAGCAGCUAGGUUCUCUCCGACGCAGCAGCAGGCCAGGCCCGCGAGCGCUUUCCUCGCAUUGCCACAGAGGCUCGAGGUCCUUGCCAAAAAUGCUCCCUCAGCCAGCACCAACCCACAGGUCAUGGACCAUGCUACUCCGCUACAGGCCGAGGUUGGCCGGGAGUUCUUGGAGAAACUUGCCUCUCAGGGCAAGAACAAGGCACCGGCGCCCGAAGCCGGCCCUAGCGACGCUCCUCCCGCCAAGCGCUCCCGGCAGGAAGUUGUUGGCGGAAAGAGGGUUUCCAAGAAGCAAUACCGGAGGCGGGAGAUGCCGGUUGCUUCCGGCGCUGCGCUCAAGAUCUCCAAGAGCACCACCGGCAUGAGGCUAGAAAGCUCUGAGGAAGCCGCGAGGACUUCCCCUCCUCCUCAACCAAGCCCGGUACCAUCUGGUGCCGGCAACUUUUCGGCCUCUCCUCUGGGAGGCACCACAAGUGCGGGGCGCGCGGCCCCGGAACCUUUAGAACACCGCGCGGAGGAGGACAUUAUCUCCCCUCCAGAAACUCAAGACACUGGUGCCAGCAACACCAACGCCGAUACUGAAGCUGCCGGGAGGGCAGAACCUCAGGUUCCUCCCGCCCCGAAGAAAAAGAAGAAGAGGACUCCUGCUUCCUCCCCCUCGAAGACCGUGCCGGAUUCUUCCGUCCCGGCAAGCUCCGCUCCGGCACAGGACGCGGCUGACGCUCUUGCUCCGCCCAAGACUGCGCCCGUGCCUCCAGCGACUGCUUCUACCGGCGAGCCAACCGCCGCCAAGCCAACACCGCCGCCAAGCCAAGGACCCGCUGGGGCCAAGCCUACACCUCCGGAGGGCACCAAGCUCUCCAAGCCAAAACCAGCCGCGGCUGCCACCGCAGCCAGCUCCUUCUCCUCCGGCCCGCAGUCCCUUGUACUGCAUGUCGGUCGUGCCGCUAUUGUGGCCGGGGAAACGGCUUCAGCUCAGCUGGGCCGGAUCACCGAGCUCACCCGCGGAGGAGCCGAGCUGGGGCAUCUCCUUGAUUACGCUGAGAAGUGGAAUCAAUCGGAUGAGUCCCCGGCGACGUGCGGCCUGGGGAAGCACAAGAUGCCGGUCAUUGAUCCCGCGGGCCCUCGAAGCACCGGGCAACAUUUUAGCCGACUGCGGCACGUGGUCAAGGAGUUAGACAACGCGUGGCACGACGCUACCAAUAAUGUGGUGGUAACAGCUGUUCCGGAAGCCUCCAUCGAGGCCCUCAAAGCUCAGCUCUCCACCCUUCAAGCUGAAAAGGAGCAGCUCAUCCUGUCACACCGCAAAGCUCUGGGCGCCCAGGAGGUUAUCUCCGCCCAGCUGAAGGAAAAGCUGGUGCAGACUGAGCUCCGGCAUGACCAGGAGAGGAAGGAGGCCAAAGCCGCAGCCGAGGCCAAGCUGGAUGAAACUCUAAAGGAGUGCGCUGAUUCCACCGCAGUGCUGCGGGCUGAGCUGGAUGAGGAGAGCGGGGCGCGGAAGGCGGCCCAAGACCGGAUCGCCCUCUUAGAGGCGGAGCAAAAGGAGUACGACCGGUUGGUUGUGCAAACCGACGCGCUCGCCCUCAGGCUCUUUCCGGAUUCGCAGGUGCACGCGCACAAGAAGGUGACGGAACGCAGGGCUGAACAAGAAAUGACGAACCCGAAUGCGCCCUGGGAUCCUUAUGAUCAUCUGGUCGCGCUUUCUGCCCGGGUCCAGCACAUGCGCGCGGUGGACCGGCAUCUUGUCGAUCUGCCCGAUGUGGCGAUCCAGCUCUUCAAAGUGCUAUGGCCUGGGGAGGAGAUGCCGGCCAACCUGACACUUACCUCCGAUCGCCUGAAAGGUGCCGGCCGGAGAAUCCCCGAGUGGCAGUGCUCAGCAGCCCGUGCCGGAGCAGAUGCGGCGCUACGCAUCGCCUGCUGCUGGUAUGAAGACUUGGACCUGGAGGUCUUCCACAGCUUGCGCCGCGACGCUCCCACCGAUAAGGACCCAGUCCUCACCGCGAAGCAGAAGGACCGCGCCUACCGGAUAGCGGAAAUGGAGUGUAUCCAGUAG